Syzygium oleosum is the source of this 2284-nucleotide messenger RNA. Its product is annotated as auxin response factor 17. The coding region runs from base 149 to 1894 and encodes 581 amino acids. Gene Ontology annotation, biological process: response to hormone; regulation of DNA-templated transcription. The transcript has 3 exons. Gene Ontology annotation, molecular function: DNA binding. The record is from RefSeq and is a predicted model, not a curated record. Gene Ontology annotation, cellular component: nucleus. Lineage: Eukaryota; Viridiplantae; Streptophyta; Magnoliopsida; Myrtales; Myrtaceae.
UAGAGAGAGAGAGAGAGAGAGAGAGAGACCUUCGAAUUCGAAGCUUUUCUCCCUCUUACAUGUCAAACCGCGCCCUCGCCCUCGCCCUCUCCCUCUCCCUCUCCUCCCCGAAUCCUCCUCCCCCUCGCUCCCCGCCGGAACCCUAGGGAUGUCCUCCUCCUCCUCCUCCUCCUCCGCCGCCGCCGCCCCCGCCGCGGCGGCGGCGGGGCGCGCGCUCCGCCCCGUGGACCCGAGCGUCUGGCGCGCGUGCGCCGGCGCGUGCGUCCAGAUCCCCGCCGCCGGCUCCCGGGUGUACUACUUUCCCCAGGGCCACCUCGAGCAGUCGCCCGCCCAUCCACCGCCGGUCCUCUCCCCGCUCGCCGUGUCCCGGACCUUCGUGCCCUGCCUCGUGGGGGCGGUCCACUACUUCGCCGAUCCCCUCACCGACGAGGUCAUCGCCAAGUUCCUCCUCCGGCCCGUGGUGAGCCCCGGCGCCCCCCUGCGGCCGGAGGGCCUGGUCGGCGCCGGCAAUGAGCCGGAGGAGAAGAUCGUGUCCUUCGCCAAGACGCUGACGCCGUCGGACGCGAACAACGGGGGAGGCUUCUCCGUCCCUCGGUUCUGCGCGGAUACGAUAUUUCCUCCGUUGGAUUUCAACGCGGAUACUCCGGUGCAGCAGCUGUCGGUGAGGGACGUCCACGGCGGCGUGUGGAACUUCCGGCACAUCUACCGGGGCACGCCGCGGCGGCAUUUGCUGACCACCGGGUGGAGCAAAUUCGUCAACAAUAAGAAGCUCGUGGCCGGCGAUUCGGUGGUGUUCAUGAAGAACACGACGGGAGACAUGUUCGUCGGGAUACGGAGGGCGGUGAGGAACAGCGGCGUGGACUGCGCCAGGUGGAGGGAGCAGAUUGGCGGCGGGAGGCUGAAGGCAGAGGAAGAGAGUGCUCUGAGGGAUGGAUUCUCGAGGAACGGCCGGGGGAGGGUGCCGAUGGAGGUGGUGGUGAAUGCAGUGGAGACGGCGGCGCGGGGGUUGCCGUUCGAGGUGGUUUACUAUCCGAAGACCGAGUGCUCGGACUUUGUCGUGAAGGCGGAGCGGGUGGAGGAGGCGCUGAAGUCGCUUUGGACGGCAGGGAUGAGAAUCAAGAUGGCGGUGGAGGCCGAGGACUGCUCUAGGAUGACGUGGCACCACGGGGUGGUUUCCUCCGUCGGUGUUGCUGAGAAUGGACUGUGGCGGGGCUCGCCAUGGCGAAUGCUUCAGGUUACAUGGGAUGAACCUGAAGCUAUGCAGGAUAAGAGGUCUGUGAACCCUUGGCAGGUUGAAUCCAUUGGACCUGGAUCGCCCCUUGAUUCGGUGUAUCCUCCAGUGAAGAAAUUGAGAGUUCCUCUCAGAUCUGCUUUGGGAACCGAAGGAGAAACCGGUCACUUUUUCGAUAUGGCUGGAUUUACUAAUUCUAUGGUGCCCUACAGUUCAUCAUUUUUCAACUAUAACACUCCCAUUGGCAUGCAGGGAGCCAGGCAAGAUGCGUCUAGAGCAUUUGGUUUAGUGAACUACGUGGAUGAAAAUUUCCCUAUGUACACCUGUAAUAUCUUUGGCAACAAUGUGGUGCCAAAGCCAAAAGCUAUCUGCACUGAUCUCAAUAUUGGCAGUUCAGCCUCUGAAACCUUAUCAACUGAUAGCCCGAGUAGCGGGCAUUCCUUUGGCCUAGAAAUUUCUGGAAAUCUGCACUCCAAUACUUCAAAGAUUGGCGGUGGUUCUUCAAUCCAGCUAUUUGGUAAGACUAUUCAUGCACAGGAGCCUGCUGAAAGCAAUUUAGACGGUGUUGUUAGCCCACCAGAUGAUGGCUCCAAAAGGCCUGGUGAAGCUGGAUAUGUGAGCAUACCACCGGAUCUUUCUUUGACCUGCCUGCAGGCACAGUGACCAGUGUCAAAGAGCCUCAGUUGUUUAAACUUUUCUUCUGUGAGUGUGAGGUUCAGGCUGUGGGUUGCAGAUAUAUAGGUGUACAGGUGGAUAGCUUUUCAGGAACUUUGACUCGACUGACGAGUUUUGUCGCGGGGGAAGCAGAAGCCCAUCCUCUUGCUUUAGGUAGUUAGGAAAAAGUCCACGGCGCUCUCAUCCGACGAGCGCAAAGUAUUAGUGUAAAGCCCCAGUGCGGUUAUGUCGGUUUUCAGACAUUUUAGAACUGCUGAUAGACUGUUGUUUGAUGUUUUUUUCCAAUCAACUGUUCAAAGCUGCCAUUGCAUUGUUUGCUACUAUAAUCUCCUUUUUUGCUGUCCUCUCUAAGAAAGUUGUCGAACACGGAUUCGCAAA